This is a messenger RNA of Melanotaenia boesemani (Boeseman's rainbowfish), 1673 nucleotides long. RefSeq names its product ring finger protein 167 (gene rnf167). Gene Ontology annotation, molecular function: ubiquitin protein ligase activity. Gene Ontology annotation, cellular component: cytoplasm; nucleoplasm. Bases 428 to 1636 code for a protein of 402 amino acids. The transcript has 10 exons. Lineage: Eukaryota; Metazoa; Chordata; Actinopteri; Atheriniformes; Melanotaeniidae. Gene Ontology annotation, biological process: protein ubiquitination; positive regulation of DNA-templated transcription; ubiquitin-dependent protein catabolic process. The record is from RefSeq and is a predicted model, not a curated record.
ACAAUAUGAAGAAGAAGUGGAGCGAAAGCAGCAAUAACAAACAAACAGCUAGCAGUAGCAAGCUAACGCAACUUGUCGAAACUAUCUAGGUUGUUGCUUUUCCCUUACGUAGGGUAUAUUAGUAGUUGAUAUAUUACUAACUGGGUAUUAAUUAAUGUACACGGGCCACAAAAAGAAGACGACACCUUAAUAUGACUCUUAUCUAAUAUCUGCUAACACUAGCCAGACGUCAGCUAACGUUAAGUUAAUCCUUCCCGUGUGUGGUGUUUUUCUAAUGGAUUUAUGUAAUUCUUGAGAAGAUAUUUUAAGCAAAUUGUCAAGGAUAACAGACUGCUCCGUGUGAGAAAUUCAAGUGAGGCGGCGUAUUUUUAUACAGCCGUCAAGGUGAUAUUCGUAAGACACUAAGUGCAACUGAAAGCAGCAAAGGAUGUUUCACUUUGGUUCGUGGUACAUGGGAACUCAGUUGAGUGUCCUCGUACUGGUUUUCUGCAGCUUACAGGUUCCCGCACCCACAGAUGCAUAUAUUUAUAUUCAUUAUAGAAAUAUGACCUCCAUGUUGUUUGAGGACCUUCCUGCUUUGUUUGGAUCGCCACUUCCAAAGGAUGGAUUAAUGGGCAUUUUGGUGAUGUCCCAUCCACUAAACGGCUGUGCAGCAAUGGACCCUCCUCCUCCAUUGCCACCGUCUUAUGAUGCCAACACCACAAAAUUUGUUGCUCUCAUCCGACGCUAUGAUUGCAAUUUUGACAUUAAGGUUUUGCAUGCGCAGCAAGCUGGAUACAGUGCUGCAAUCAUUCACAACAUGUAUUCGGACACUUUGCUUAAUAUGAACUACAGCAACAACACUAUUGCAGAGCAGAUUGAAAUCCCCUCUGUAUUCACCAGUUACCAUGCUUCAGAAGUGCUCAAAAUUUACAUAAAUCCAGAACAAGGAGUGUAUGUGAUCCUCAAGCCAGAGUUUGCUUUCCCUCUAUCAUACUACCUCAUUCCCUUCACUGGGGUCGUCGGCAUGAUUAUUCUUGUGAUGUGUGUGAUCUUUGUAAUACGAUGUGUGCAGUACAGAAAGAGAAUGAGGAAAAAUCGUCUUUCCAAGGAACAGCUGAAGCGGAUUCCAACACACAGGUUCAGUAAAGGCGAUGACUAUGAUGUUUGUGCUAUCUGUCUGGAUGAAUAUGAAGAAGGAGACAAGCUGAGAGUUUUACCUUGCUCACAUGCUUACCACUGCAAGUGUGUCGACCCAUGGCUCACACAGACCAAGAAAACGUGUCCUGUGUGCAAACAGCGUGUCACCCGGAACAACCCUGAGCACUCUGAGUCAGAUUCUGAGGAGGAAAACGGAGGGCGUGGAGAGGAAGAAGGAACAGGAGGUGAUGCAGACUCAGAGCGCACUCCACUGCUUCGGCCCUCCAAUCCUGGAUCUCCAUCAGGGAGCCCAGGGGCGUAUUCAGCCACCACUACCACUACUACUGCCCAGUGCCUCGCAUCCCCUGCACACUGCAACUCCCCCAUCCUGGGCUACGAAGGCUACUACUCCCCACAGGAGAACACAGACUCUGAAAGUGAUGAUGCAGGAGAGGACCACCACCGCAGUGAUGAUGACACUGCUCAGCUUAUUGGUAGGGAUCAAGUGGCGAUAUGAUGGCUCAAACUUAGCUGCAAUGAGAUUACAAGCUUCC